UCAGUGACCCGAGUCGCAAGUAAAGGAUCUUAACUGUAUACUCUCUAUUUUCAUUUUCUCCACGAACGAGCUCUUCUCUACGAACCAAAGAGCGAUUCGUUAACGGAGGCCGGAGUUAUCACAAUCGGAAUCGGUGACGGUGACAGAGAGACGGUAUGGUGGUGGAGCUGUUUUGUUUCAUCGCUGUUAUUGUAGUACUUAAGUACUUCUUCUACGAUGACGAUGUAAUCGAUGUUGGAUCCUCCGAUUUCAAUGCUCUAUUUACUGUUGCCGAAAGGCUUGAGAAGCUUUAUGGUGGUAAGGCUCAUGUUGGACUUCAAAUUCCUGACCAGGACUCUGGUUCUCGACAGAGUGUUGAUUUAGUUCUCGUCACUAGAAGGGAAGCAGUGAUAGUUUGUGUAAAGAAUGUGGCAGGGUUUGUAUCUGUUGAUAAGGACGGGAGAUGGGUUUGUACUGGAAGCCAUAAGACGGAGCGUCUCCCCAAUCCUGUAGCAGAAGCCAAACAAUUAGUUCCUAUUCUUGAAUCCUACCUUGAACAAAGGGGCGUCACUCUUCCGGAAGGAUAUUUGUCUUGCAAAGUCAUAUGUUCAAACCCCAAUUUCCGUACCAUUGACUCGGACUCUUUUCCCUCUGAGGUCAUAACAUAUGACCAAUGGAUACAACUAAGACCUGAAUCAAACAUGCUUUCUGGUUGGAUUAAAGGUGCAUUUCAUGGUGGGAAGAAGGACGUGCAGGAGUCGAUACGUGAAAAGCUUAAUCUUGUACUCAGCACAGCUCCAAUGUGGGACAGGUUGGAGCUUAAAGGUAAUAAAUUUGUUCUUGGAGAGUUUCUCGAGUUCAAAGGGGACAAUGAAGAUAUUCGGGCAUUGGGAAACAUCAGGAGAUCAAAAGUUAGUACAGUGACAAUCCAGAAAACAAGCAUGUUUGGUGUAGAUACUAUGUUCAUAUUUUCCUUGAAUCUAAGAGAUCUUCUGUUGCUUUGGGAGUUGCAGCUCAUUCCAAACUCCAAGUACUCUACUGUCUUCGAGAUUAUCGUGGUGAAGGGGCUUCAGCUUCAGACUGGAAAGAAGUCACUGUCCAUUCCAGGACUGAGAUCAAAAUUCAACCAAAAGGUUCAACUAAAGUACGCAAAUACAAGUUAUCUUCAGUUAUUUCCAUGUCAUUAAGUGCCUGACAUGUCCGUGCGAAGUCUCCUAUGGGCAUUGAUCAUUGUGAUGGAGUGUUUGAAUAAAAAUGUUUUGAUUCUGAACCUCGUUUUUCCUUCAGAAGUUCUAAGUUGAUGUAUGUAACUAUUUGUUGUGUAUAUCCUAUCUGGUGUAGCAAUUCUGGGUCAAAAUGUAAUGGAGAAAGCGCUCCCUUAGUAGUGAGUAGUAAACAUAGGAGAACGGUAUAAUGUAACAAAAUUCUGGUACGAUAGAGAGCAAAUUGCUGGUAAUGUUUUAAAGGGUUGUUCUGUUAAGGAACAAGUUAUUUGGCUUUAUAAUACGAAUUAAAGAAUGAAGGAUUGUUUUUUAUUGGA
This is a messenger RNA of Solanum pennellii, 1519 nucleotides long. RefSeq lists its product as uncharacterized. The transcript is spliced from 7 exons. Bases 156 to 1166 code for a protein of 336 amino acids. The record is from RefSeq and is a predicted model, not a curated record. NCBI's taxonomy places the organism in Eukaryota, Viridiplantae, Streptophyta, Magnoliopsida, Solanales, Solanaceae.